Adineta ricciae is the source of this 222-nucleotide messenger RNA. NCBI's taxonomy places the organism in Eukaryota, Metazoa, Rotifera, Eurotatoria, Adinetida, Adinetidae. The record is from the annotation of a GenBank genome assembly.
AUGCUUGAUGAUCUAGCCAUUUUAGUUAUUAUACCUCUUCUUUCGCUCAUGGUUGCUUACUUUAUUGAAUAUCUUCGCAAAGUGAAACUUCGACGACAAAGUCAACAGAUUUAUCUUCUAAUGACGCAACUAUCAUUGAAUGAAGAAGAAGCUCCACCGGCAAAAAACAAACGACACUACUUGGACUAUAUGAACUAUUUCCUACGUCAUAGGUAUGGUUAA